AUGCCUCGCCGAUCAGUCGACGCCUCAGGCAAGGGAUCCACCACAUCCAAGAUGUCCACCGACUCCACGUCCGCUCAGCGAAAGACUGAGAGAUCUCACGAAGAGAACCAGGAGAGAGCAUACAUUGCCGCUUCACGACGCGCAGACCGAAGUAUCGAGGCUCGGGUUCAGUCUGCACGCAUGGCCAGCGAGAUCCACAAGAAGCGUACUGGCAGAGGAUUCCGGAUAAGCGAGGAGAUUGUGCGGAAAGAGGAGAUGUACGAGGAAGAAGAGGAUGAAUUCCCCCGAUCUUAUCGCAUUCUGGGAGCCCAUAUGCAGACAAACUCGGCAGAGAUGAACUCUCGGGUCGAGGCCUACAUGACUGGCAGGCUCGCCAUGUCUGCGUACAUGUCCAAGGUCAACGAAAAUUGGAAUGAGAACAACAUCAACCAGCUCUUUGCCGCCUCGUUCCCCAACGCGAAGCAGCAAGCACAGCAGCUCUCCCAGCGAAUGUCCCAGUCCGGCACAUACGAGAACCAGCCGGCUGCCCCACAACGGACGGCCGCUCCGGCAUCCAUGUCGCCACACUUUCAGCCGGUCACAUAUCAGCAUGGAGCCAAUCGGCAUGGAUCUCUAGCCUCGGUGUCUCCAACCGAGUCGAACCCAAACGAAAACCCUCUUUCUCCAUCAUUAACGCAGGCUUCGAGCCCGACACCGGAUACACCUGCCACGGCAUCCUUCGGCUUCCCUUCGGGUGACUGGGGGGUCUCGGACUCCGCCUUUACAAGCGAACUGCCGCAAGAGAUGAAGUUGAUGAUGAUGGGCGGUUCCGGGGAGAUGAACUACAGUGGGAUGUACAACCACUCAUCAUAUGACCAGAACUGGAUGCCUCCUACCGAGGGAUUUGGCGGAGAUCAGGAUCUCGAUUUCCCGAUGAAGCUUGAGAACUUUGGGAACUCCUUUCAAAGCAAUGGGCAAUGGGACGAGUCCACUGUCCAGCCCUCGUCCAUUCCAGGAGCAACGGACGAACCCUGGGACAUGUUCAUUGACGACAAUGCAUGGGACAACGCCCAGUAA
This is a messenger RNA of Clonostachys byssicola, 1056 nucleotides long. The record is from the annotation of a GenBank genome assembly. Lineage: Eukaryota; Fungi; Ascomycota; Sordariomycetes; Hypocreales; Bionectriaceae.